AGAAGAAGAAGAAGACGAAGGGAACUCUGGGAUAUGACGUUUUUGUAGCUAUACACUCUAAACAUGCUAUCCAGCGAAACACGUUGGACUUUGUUUGGGCAGUAAGACUUUAUUUUCAGUGAAAUAUGAGUGACUGCGACUUUAGGCGCUCGCCAUUGGGAACCUUGAGAGAUAUAAUUCUUCCGUCGUGUAAUUACUGAGUUAUCCGACUUUCUUUACCAUGAAUUUCACGUCUAAAUAGGUGGUUAAUCAGAGGCAUGCUAACUAGCUUAAGCUACCUGGACCUUCUGCAAUUUACUGACACAGUUGAGCUAGUACAAUGUUGCCUGAAAUAUUGCAAGGCACUGAUGCUGGAGGAUUGCUCAUAAUACAAGAUUGUGCUAGUUAUUCUGGUCGACACCUCUUGAAGAGCUUCAUCAGUGCCGCAUUAAACAGGGAUGAAGCUGUCCAUAUCCUUGGCUUUGAGGUCAGUGAGGAGGAGCUGAAAGAUGGAUUGGAAGGAUCACAUCUACAGAGGUUACACUUUCACAAUGCGUAUACAGACCCCCUUGGCUGGACUGGUCAGCCAGCUUUCACAGUUCACCAGUUUUGUUUGGAUGAAAUUACACGUCUGGUCAAGCAAACAUCACACCCCAAACCAGUUACCUUAGUGGUCGACUCUCUUUCUUGGAUUUUGAGACACCUCAGCACUCCCGCUGUCUGUAAGACUCUUCAGCAACUUAGAAAAGGGGGAGCUGUCAGAGCUAUUAUUGGUCUGCUCCAUGCAGAUAUGCAUCACAGGGGUACUGUGGGAAGUGUAUGCCACUUGGCUACUUCAGUUGUCACUGUAGCAUCUGGGAUGAAGGGAGACGAAGCUGUGGCAAGGAUAACAAAGCGCUCAAAAUCGGGGAAAGUUAUGCAAGAUGAGGGGAUCUUCAGCAUUAAAGAUGAUCUCACAGUCAUAGUACAGAGCAAGCCCAGCCAACAUGGAGCCAAAAAGGCUGACACUGAGGACCAGGAGACCGACCCAACAGCCAACUUGACCUUCAACCUUCGACUGUCUGAUACAGAGCGGGAGGCCAAAGAGAAACUUGCACUUCCCUUUGUCUUCAGCAAAGAGAAGAAAACGGCUCUGCUCCACUCAGGCCCAGGUUCAGGACGGAUUCUGUACGAGCCUGAUGCCAACGACGACUACGACCAGGAGGACCCUGAUGAUGAUCUCGAUGUGUAGAGUUCAGGCACAGAGGCUCCACGUUUCAUGUCCUGAUUGCCAUUCAAGAGUUGUUAGUAGUUAAGAUUCAAAGACUUAACGCCACAUAAUUGUGUUGUGAAGAAAUUAAAUAAUGUACAAAAUUUCUGGAAGAAAUCUGUAAUCUGUUUAUAAAAUGUUUUUUAUUCAAGAG
Centropristis striata (black sea bass) is the source of this 1382-nucleotide messenger RNA. RefSeq names its product elongator acetyltransferase complex subunit 5 (gene elp5). The coding region runs from base 320 to 1210 and encodes 296 amino acids. The transcript is spliced from 8 exons. Gene Ontology annotation, biological process: tRNA wobble uridine modification. Lineage: Eukaryota; Metazoa; Chordata; Actinopteri; Perciformes; Serranidae. Gene Ontology annotation, molecular function: tRNA binding. Gene Ontology annotation, cellular component: cytosol; elongator holoenzyme complex; nucleus. The record is from RefSeq and is a predicted model, not a curated record.